Molecule: messenger RNA, 7518 nt
Organism: Scleropages formosus (Asian bonytongue)
Lineage: Eukaryota; Metazoa; Chordata; Actinopteri; Osteoglossiformes; Osteoglossidae
Gene: atrn
Product: attractin
Exons: 29
Coding region: 304-4401 (1365 amino acids)
Cellular component (GO): Golgi apparatus
Molecular function (GO): protein binding
Source: RefSeq, a predicted model, not a curated record
CGCGCGCCUUCCGGGCUGAUCGCUGAUCGCUGAGCGUGGAGGCUUUGCCAUGACUGCAAGGUGGCGAGCGCUGCGGACGCGUUCCCGUUUCACCAGCUGAGUCGUGGGCGAGCAGCGAAGGCGAAAACGGCCCAGUUGGUCGCCGAGAGCGGUUGGACGGAGCCGUUUGUGCUUCCCGCGGACCGGGUCACCGCACGGAAGAGGCUGCUACAGAGCGGCGCCCGCUUUUCCCUCACUGACUCUGCGCCCCGGAGCAAAUAAAGCCAAGCGAAGCGGCGAGCUAGCGAGCCCAUUCCCGCAGUCAUGGACGGAGAGAGGCGGCGGGCCUGCGGGCGCCCCCGGAGCCACGGUGUUUCCCGCAGAGGGCUUGCCGUCGCCCCGUGGCUGUUGGCGGCCGCGCUCCUCGCCGGGCUCCCCUCCUGCCAGGCCAAGGAGUGCGACAAGCCGUGCCUGAACGGGCAGUGCAGUCCCUCCAGCGGCGCCUGCGUCUGCGAGGCCGGCUGGGUCGGGGACCAGUGCCAGCACUGCGGGGGCCGCUUCAGGUUGACGGGUCCAUCGGGCUUCCUGACGGACGGACCGGGCAACUACAAGUACAAGACCAAGUGCACUUGGCUCAUCGAAGGAGAGCCCAACACCAUCCUGAGGCUCCGCUUCAACCACUUUGCCACCGAGUGCAGCUGGGAUCACCUGUACGUCUACGAUGGAGACUCCAUCUACGCCCCCUUGCUGGCCGCAUUCAGCGGACUGAUCGUGCCAGAGCGCUUCGCGAACGAAACGGUCCCCGAGGUGGUGUCCAGGUCUGGUUACGCCUUGCUGCACUUCUUCAGCGAUGCGGCCUACAACCUCACUGGCUUCAACAUAUCCUACAGGAUCAACACGUGCCCCAACAACUGCUCGAACCGCGGGGAGUGCCGCCCGGCGACCGCGAACGGGGGCGUGUACUGCGAGUGUGCCGAGGAGUGGACGGGCGAGGCGUGCGACAUCCCCUACUGCCCGGGCCAGUGCGGCGCCCCCGAGCGCGGAGAGUGUCGGGACAACGGCACGUGGGGGUGUGUCUGCCACGCAAGCUGGCAAGGACUCGACUGCUCCAUCCCUGUUCCAGCCAAUCGCUCCUACUGGAGCCAUGAGGAGUACAGUGAGAGCAGCCUGGCACGUGCGUCCCACAAGGCUGUGGUCGACCAGGACAUCAUGUGGGUCAUCGGUGGAUAUGUGUUCAACUACUCGGACUACGAGAUGGUCAAAGCAUACAACGUGACCUCUAAGCUGUGGCUGCCGCUCAACCGCUCGGUGAACUCGGUCACUGCACGCUACGGUCAUUCCCUGGCUCUGCAUGAGCAUAAGAUCUACAUGUACGGGGGUAAAAUCGACAACACGGGCAACAUCACGAACCAGCUGUGGGUGUUCCACGUGAGCAACCAGUCGUGGGUGCCGGCGAGCCCGCGCGCGAAGGAGCAGUACGCCGUGGUGGGCCAGUCGGCGCACAUCGUGCAGCUCGGCCCGGACAACAUCGUCAUGCUGGUCAUCUUCGGCCACUGCCCGCUCUACGGCUACAUCAGCAAGGUGCAGGAGUACAACAUAAGGACCAACACGUGGCGCAUCCUGAAGACCAACGGCGCCCUCGUGCAGGGGGGCUACGGCCACAGCAGCGUGUACGACCCCAGGAGCCGCGCGAUCUACAUCCAUGGCGGCUACAAGGCCUUCAGCGCCAACAAGUACGGCCUGGCGGACGACCUCUACAAGUACGAGGUGGACACAAAGAUGUGGACCAUCCUCAAAGACAGCGGUUUCUUCCGCUACCUGCACACCGGCGUCAUCGUGAGCGGCACCAUGCUGGUGUUCGGCGGCAACACGCACAAUGACACGUCCAUGAGCCACGGGGCCAAGUGCUUCUCCUCGGACUUCCUGGCCUACGACCUGGCCUGUGACGAGUGGUCGGUGCUGCCGCGACCGGAGCUCCAUCAUGACGUCAACCGCUUCGGGCACUCGGCGGUGUACAGUGACGGGGUGAUGUAUGUGUUCGGAGGCUUCAACAGUCUGCUCCUGAGCGACGUGCUCAUGUUCACCCCAGCAAGCUGCUCAGCCUUCUCCACCGAGUCGUCGUGUGCUUCCGCCGGCCCGGGGAUGCGCUGCGUGUGGAACGCGACCGCGGGGACCUGCCUGCCCUGGGAGAGCGCCACCCCCCAGCAGGAGCGCGCAGCCCACACUUCCUGUCUCUGCAAAGCAUAUGCAGACAACGAGAAAUGCGACUCGUACGCGGACUGCUACAGCUGCACAGCCAACACCAACGGCUGCCAGUGGUGCGCCGACCAGUGCAUCUCCCUGAACAGCAACUGCACCAUGGUAACGGGGGCGAUAGCUGAAUAUGAGAUGUGUCCCAAGGAUAACCCCGAGUAUGUGUGCAACAAGAAGACGAGCUGCAAGAGCUGUGCCAUGGACCAGAACUGCCAGUGGGAGCCACGGAACCAGGAGUGCAUCGCCUUGCCUGAGAACAUCUGUGGAGAGAGCUGGCACUUGGUGGGCAACUCGUGCCUAAAGUUCAUCACGGCGAAGGACUCGUACGACAACGCCAAGCUGACCUGCCGCAGCCACAAUGCCGUGCUGGCGUCCCUCACCACGCAGAAGAAGGUGGAGUUCGUCCUGAAGGAGCUGCAGAUCAUGACUGUGCUGUACAAGGCCACGGUGACGCCCUGGGUCGGUCUGAGGAAGAUCAACGUCUCGUACUGGUGCUGGGAAGACAUGUCCCCGUUCACCAACACCUCCCUGCAGUGGCUGCCUGGGGAGCCCAGCGACGCCGGAUUCUGCGGCUACCUGGCGGAACCGGCCUCCAGCGGCUUAAAAGCUGCCACCUGCGUUAACUCGGUCAACGGCAGCCUGUGCGAGCGCCCGGCAAAUCACAGCGCCAAGCAGUGCCGCACGCCCUGCGCCCUGCGCGCCACCUGCAGCGAGUGCACGAGCAGCAGCUCCGAGUGCAUGUGGUGCAGCAACAUGAAGCAGUGCGUGGACUCCAACGCCUACGUGGCCUCCUUCCCCUUCGGCCAGUGCAUGGAGUGGUACACCAUGAACAGCUGCCCACCGGAGAACUGCUCUGGCUACCGAACCUGCGGCCAGUGCCUGGACCAGCCCGGCUGCGGGUGGUGUACCGACCCCAGCAACACGGGCCGAGGCCAGUGCAUCGAGGGCUCCUACCGAGGGCCCUUCCAGGCCCCCGGUCCCGGUUCGUAUCAAGAGCCCGCCCUGAACCUCACCAUGUGCCCUCAUGAGAGCAAGUUUAACUGGUCCUUCAUCCACUGCCCAGCGUGCCAGUGCAACGGCCACAGCAAGUGUAUCAACGAGAGCGUGUGUGAGAAAUGCGAGAACCUCACUACGGGAAAGCACUGCGAGAGCUGCAUCGCUGGUUACUAUGGCGACCCCACCAACGGCGGCACCUGCCAGCCCUGCAAAUGUAACGGACAUGCCAGCAUGUGUAACCCUAGCAACGGGAAGUGUUUCUGCACAACUAAAGGCAUCAAAGGAGACCGCUGCCAUCUGUGUGAAGUAGAGAACCGUUACCAGGGCAACCCUUUGAAAGGAACAUGCUACUACACCUUGCUGAUUGACUACCAGUUCACCUUCAGCCUGUCGCAGGACGAUGACCGGUACUACAUGGCCAUCAACUUUGUGGCCACACCCGAGGAGCAAAACAGGGACCUGGACAUGUUCAUCAAUGCCUCCAAGAACUUUAACCUGAACAUCACCUGGGCUACCAGUUUUGCAGCGGGUACCCAGGCCGGAGAGGAGAUCCCCAUUGUGUCCAGGAGUAACAUCAAAGAGUUCAAGGACAGCUUCUCCAACGAGAAGUUUGACUUCCGCAACAACCCGAACAUUACGUUCUUGGUGUACGUCAGCAACUUCACUUGGCCCAUAAAGAUACAGAUUGCUUUCUCCCAGCACAGUAACUUCAUGGAUCUGGUCCAGUUCUUUGUCACUUUUUUCAGCUGCUUCUUGUCCUUACUGUUGGUGGCCGCCGUGGUGUGGAAGAUCAAGCAGAGCUGCUGGGCAUCACGGCGCAGGGAGCAACUUCUGCGUGAGAUGCAGCAGAUGGCGAGCAGACCCUUCGCCACCAUCAACGUGGCCUUGGAAACGGAAGAAGAGCCGCCAGACCUCAUCGGAGGCAGCAUUAAGACGGUGCCGAAGCCCAUAGCCUUGGAGCCGUGCUUCGGGAACAAGGCAGCUGUGCUCUCCAUCUUUGUGCGGCUGCCCAGGGGCUCGGGCGGCAUCCCGCCACCGGGACAGUCGGGUCUGGCCGUUGCGAGCGCCCUGGUUGACGUGUCCCAGCAGAUGUGCGUAACCUACAAGGAGAAGUCGGCCGGCGUGAGGAAUCGCAAGCACCAGCCUCCCGCGCAGCCAGCGACCUGCAUCUGAUGGCCGGCGCCGCCAACGUCACGAGCCGAGGAGAGCGAAGAGGCCUGGGAUUCGUAGGGGAAAGUCACACACCCCGGGGGGAGGACUUGUACGAGGGGCUCAGCUCGGGUGGAUCUCCCGAACCCCUCAAUUCUGGCAAUAACCGACCCCAGAUGGGCACCUGUGACUUCACCCCUAGCCGCCGGACCACUUUAAUGCUCAGUUAGGAGAAAAGGCGCGUUGAACGAGAUGGAAUGGAGGUGCUGUGGGACCUUGGUCAUACGUGGAGUGUGGAGGACGCCCGGCUCGGCCGCGUGCCGGUUCAACCGGCCUGCCCUUUUCAGCCCUCGCCCCGGAGCCCUUUCGUGUCCUCUCAGCUUUUAUUUACCUUCCGUAUUCUUAUUAGAAACAACACGUUCAGUUUCCAUGUCAUGAUUCGCGAUGACCCGUGAUGCUCAUACUUGAGAAAUAAACAGCGUAGGCUGUCGCCUUCUUUCUGGAUGGUCGUAUGGAGAGUAGAGUGUUGGCUGCUAUUCCUGCCUGUUCUUCUGCAGGUGUAACUCCCCCCGCGUUUUACCACACUUUAGGCCAGUGAAUACUAAUUAAUGUGGGCUCCAAUCUGCUUAAGAAUGAGAAGAAUAGCCCUCGGCUGCAGCGGUUGUUCUGAGACACAACUGCACGUUGCCCAUCUCCUGCUUCGGAAAUCAGGUUCCGAAUAGGGAUCAGAAGUGGCGAGCGCUCCUUUCCUAAGUCCUCGUCACACGAUGACGUCUUACCGUUGAAGAUUGACUGCGUCUCCAGAGCUCAUACAAAUUCGAACGUCUCCGUUCGUCAAUACCUUAUUUUGUAGCGCCGUUACUUAUAAUAGUCUCGUCGAGGAGUGUACAAGUGCUGAGGAACAUCGAGAGUAGAUGAAUGGAGACGUUAAUUGCCGUUCCUUCGCUGCUGAUACUCUUCUCGGUGGUGAGUAAUUCGGAAGCUUUUGUUUCUUUGAAAGGAAGACGGGAGCGGUUAUUGACACUGCUGCUGAUUCACUCUUCUGUUCCAUGAUAUCUCCUUUGUUGUGCUGGAGAUUUGAACGACUUAUGGGUUUGCAACAGAGGCCACAGUGGAACGUAAACACCGAGGAUGAAGGAGAGGCUCAAACAAAGUAAAGCAGACAGGAAGAAAGUAGAGAAUUCAUACGCAUGCUGCUAUUUUUUGCCCGUAUCGUCUAAUAUUUUAGCUGCGCUCAACGCAAAAUUGUAACCCAACCCUGAAUUAAAAUCUGCCAUCUCCUGUAGCUUGAUACAGCGUUGUCCAGUGACAUAGAGCCUCCUGCCCCCCCCAAAACCCAUGAGAUGUUAUCAGUUUAAGGCCCACGCCUAGGACUAACUGGAAAUGAAUGAACAUUUGAGUGUUUGCGUCUCUAAUAGUCGGCGAAGAGAAGAGAACUUGUUUAACCCCAGUUCAGCGUAUUAAAAAAUACUGCUCUUCUCUGCCUGUGAACCGGAGGGAUCGGAGGCCUCGUCGCCGGGAGCUGCCGUGCAGAUACACCUGAGGAUACGCUUCCUGCUCCGGGUGCCGCGCUCCCUCCGUCAGCAUCCGCGGUCCAGGGGUCUGGGGACCGAUUCGCAUGGAGGCGCCGCGCGCGUUCGCCAGCGAGCUCUUUUAUCGGCGCGCGCGGCUGUCAUCCCCUAAUCGGAAAUCACAGCCCAUUCGUGCGUUUUUACCUCGGUCGCUCCCUGCAGAAGAAUAGCGCGGGGAAAAGGCUUUCAGAGAAUAAAAGGAAAAACAUAUCAAUUGUACAUUUUGAGGAGUCUGUUGUUAGUUUUCAGAGUUUUAAAUGUCAGCUGCAAUUUUGCAGCAGAGGAAAAUUGAGACCACAGAGUACAGAAGUGUUUUGUUUGGUUCCUUUUCAGCGGCUUCUAACACACUCUUUGUUCCAUUGACUACAGAUCUUGUCCAGGCUUCUUUUUUUGGUUGUUUUUCCAGCAGAGAUUGUUUUAACUUGUCGCUUUCGUUGUGCCGACUUUUCUAUCUCAUCGAAAGUUUUAUUAAAAGUAUUGAGUUUCUGCGUAGACACACACAUACGUGUGUAGCUUACAGUGAAGCAGGCCUGGUCCUUGUGUGCCCCCCACACACACGUUGUAGUGGACCUACUGCUAAAGAACAUCAGCGAAGCCCCUUGUGAGCAAUAACUUGCCCUGACGUGUGAGUGAAGUGGCUGUGAAAUACCGCGUUCCGCUCGUGACUUUGUUUUUCCCUGAGAGAAAUCCUCUCGUAACUGAAUGAAUGUAAAAAUAAAAGAAAUUGUUCAAUAACUGGACGUAAUCUUCAGAAUGAAUGUUCCAGUGAGUUCGCUGACACCGGUCACCACGCUUUCAGUUCCGGAUACCAUAGUAUAGCUGAGGGAAUACCUACCGGGACCCGGAUCACCCAGACCGAACUAGCUAGGCGCGUUCGGCCUCGAACCGCGUGCCGUGCGUUAGGCUGCAAGCUAUAGCACGUGCCUCUCCGCAGCCUGAGGUCACGCACCACACAUCCAGUCCGACGCCGGUCGGGUCGAACGUUAAACAGGGACGGUCAGCACUUGAGAUGCAUGUUUUAGAUAAAUUAAAAUGCGUAAAUCCAAUGCCUGUAUGUUAGUCGGCGCUGUGUGUUUUAUCUCGGCAGCCCAAAUUCACGAUAUAAUCGUAACCUUUUGCGAGAAAUGGAUGAGAAAUGGGAUUUCCCCUCCUGCAAAGCCCCUCCCUGGGGAGGCGGGGGGACUCAAACCUGCGACGUUUGGUCCGCCUCGGCCCUCCGCCGGACUUCGGUUGUGAAACGCACCUCCUCUCGUCCUUCCCUGUGAAGUGCCGUUGUACACAUGGAAGAAGUAGUUUGUCGAAACGUACGAUUUAGCGUUGAUUGCACUCCUCUUUCUUGUAAAUAUUGAGAAAGUAUUGUACACUUUUUCGUUGCCAUGGGGAAAUUUUGCUGAGAAAAUGACUCGGAGGAAUGCCAGUUUGGUCCAAAAUUGAGUCGAGAACAUUUUUGUAUUGUAAAAUAACUUAUUUAAACGAGAGCCUAGCUAUGGAUGACACUUAUUGUAUAAGAAUGGUUUGUCAAAGACCAUGUAACUACUUGUAAAUUAAGAAUGUUAUAGAAUUUUUGGUC